Cladophialophora psammophila CBS 110553 is the source of this 1977-nucleotide messenger RNA. RefSeq lists its product as uncharacterized. Gene Ontology annotation, cellular component: nucleus. The transcript has a single exon. Lineage: Eukaryota; Fungi; Ascomycota; Eurotiomycetes; Chaetothyriales; Herpotrichiellaceae. The coding region runs from base 1 to 1977 and encodes 658 amino acids. The record is from RefSeq and is a predicted model, not a curated record.
AUGCCGCCGCGCACCUCUUUUCCCUCGUCGCCCACAAUCAAUCGAGUCCGACAAAUCGACCUCGCCGACGAAUCUAGUGAGGAUGAGUUGAUCUCCCCGGCCCAGAAGAAACGCAAGCCGUCUCCUCCUCCGGAGUUCGUGCAACCAUCCAAUCUACCUCCACCCAGGAAAUCAAAGCGCUUGAAUCCCGACUUCUCGUCGCCUGCGAGGCAGGUGUCAACUUCAGGUGAAGAUGAGGGCGCGGGAUUUCCCAGCUCACCCACCCCGCGGAGUUCAGGGAGAUUACGCCGUAGGCAGUCACCACGGCCAACACGUUCAAUGCGGUCAGGGAGUCCCCACACUGUACAGUCGGUGGGGAUCUCCUCCCCAGUCAAUCGAUGCGCCACCUUUUCCGAUCUUGGAUCGCCAGAGACGAGUGGUGAUGAUGAUCCUGUAAUGGUGACGAAGCCUACGUCUCGGAGGAAAUCUAAACUAGACAAGGAUGAUCCUUUCACUGUCAAUAACGAAGAGCUACAAUACCUGUCAGACCAGGAGAUUCAUCGGAGACCGACACCGAAGAGGAAAAAAAGCAGAGGUGAUGACUUCGUGGUAGAUGACGAUGAAGUGGAAUACCUCUCUCCCGAUAAUGAGAGCGAUGAAGUGAGAGUACAACCACCCACAAAGUCCCGAAAAUUGUCGAAACACAAAUCCUCCAAGGCAUCCCGUGCACGGACCAAGGAAGAACAGGAUGAACUCGAUGAAGACCUGCAGGACUUGCAAGAUUCGGACCAGGAACUAAGCGAGCCGAGGGCGCGGACUAGAGGUGGUCCCGUCACCACGCAGCGAGACAAGACGAGAGAGCAUUUGCAGCUCCUAAAGCGAAGACGUGCGGGCGAAAAAGUCCCGCGAGUUCAUGACUCCGACGAAGAUUCGGACGAAGGUUCAGAAGGCGUUGACAUUGAUUUUAUCGGUCAGCCCGCGUACGAUAUCUCGAGCAAUCGAUCUUCGCAUUCUGUGAGUGAUUCGGACCAGUCAGCCGAUAAUAAUGGAGAUGCGGAGCAGGGAGAAGAUGAAGAUGAUUUCGUGGUUGAUGACUCGAGAGGAAGACUCGGUCGACCACAUCCAGAUAUACCUCUCCAAUUCACAUCGUUUGCUUCGGCCAAGCCAAGGGACCUCUUCCCUCACAUCAUCGAGUGGAUGGUCAAAAACAAAAUCGCUCCAGCCUUCAAUCGCGAGGAUCCGGUGUACAAUCUUGCCUUCGAUCGGGUGGAUGACCAAGUCAAAGCUCAAGCAGGGAGUAGACUCAUCUCUGCAGCAUGGGGUACCGACUUCAAACGGGCGAUACUGGCAAGACCGAAUAUGCACGUAGCAUUAUUGCCAGGCGAAGACGACGAACACAUGCGAACCUGCGAUGCUUGUAACCGAACCAAUAACCCUGCUCGCUAUGAAUUUAUCUUCUCCGGCGAACCAUACUACAAGAAAACACUGGAGCCCGUCGACAAUUCAGAAUCGGACGAAGACGCAGAUGACGAGAACGGUGGCAUCACUUACGACGAAAAUGGUCAUGCCAUCUCCUCGCAGCAGACACGCUUUUAUCUCGGUCGCUUUUGCGCCGCCAAUGCCGAAAUGGGUCACAAACUCACGCACUGGAAACAUCACCUCAACGAAUCUCUCAUGACCUAUCUUGAAGCUCAGGGCGUUCUCUCUGCAGAAUCCAUUGUCGCACGUGAAAAGAUGAACAAGAAGAAGCGCGAGAAGGAAGCGGAGAAUAUUGUGGAUAGCAUGGAGCAGACGGGUGUGAUUGCAGAAUUUUGGCGAGAGUUUGAAAAUGAUCUUAACGACGCAAGGUUGGGGAUGGAGGACUUUGAGAAGAGAGGUGGAAGAUCAAGAGGAAGAGCCGGAGCGAUCCGUGUGACGACUGAUGGGAUGGUCAGGGAAUGGGAUAAGGAUAAACACUGGGUAGCGAAGGCCAUGGAAUCGGAUUCGGAGGGUGGAUAA